UUUUUGCGAAGGGCUAGUCACUGAGAAUUCUCAGAUUGUUGCGUUGGAAAUCUUAUGAGAUCUCUUUGAGGAACUCUUAGAAAUAUUUCACUAAGCGUGGAACAUUCACACCACGAAUUAUUUAUACAUUCACACGUUAGUAAUGCACACGGUCGCUAAAAGCUAGCUCCUCGAGAAUCCCGAAUUCGAGAAGUUUUGCAAAUCUGGGCGCUCCCAGCAAUCUCAAAGAAAACUUAUCAUUUAAUUGAGACUGGCAGAUUCAUUUAUUUAAGAUUUCCAGAUUUCUCAAUUAAUAGCCCCUUGUGUUUUUGUUAUUGAUUAUAUAUACUCAUUCGGCUUAAAUUCGUCCAAAAUGUCCUACAAUCAAUGAUGAUAAAAUGUCUUAAGCAGCGCCUAAGCUUGCGACUUACACAGUCGUGCAGAAGAAACUAAGUUGGUGUUUUCUCGAUUGGUGACGUGACAGCGAAGUAACGUGCAUUUAGUCCUCUAGAGAACUAAGCAAUGCCAUGCGCAUCCCAUCGGUGAUUUGGGAAAGCACUGUUGUACAAUCUACUAUUAAUAAAACACUUCUUGAAUAGAAAGUUGCUACGAAAAACUUGUCCAACAUGGGGCAAUUUUUCUUGACUGGAUUGUGCAUUUUUGUUGCAUUUUUGAAUUUUGACUACGUUUUCACUCAAACUGAGACGCUUGAGAUAAGUGCCCUUGGAAAAUUGAAAGGAUCUUUUAUGGAAACCAGACUGGGCAAAAGGAUCUAUGCUUUUCGGGGUGUGAGAUUUGGUGAACCUCCAGUUGGAACCCUUCGCUUUGAGCCGCCUGUACCGGUAAAACCUUGGAAUGGAAUUUUUGAUGCGUCUGUUGAAGGUCCAGCUUGUCCUCAACCUUUGUUUCAAUUGACGUCUGAAGAUUGUCUUCGCUUGAAUAUUUACACAACAAAGUUGCCAAAUAAAGAUCACUUAGUAAAGAGACCCGUGAUAGUAUUCUUCCACCCUGGAGGUUUUUAUUCGCUUUCUGGACAAAGUGAUCAAUUUGGACCUGAAUAUUUGCUGGAUAAGGAUGUCUUGUUGGUCACAGUCAACUAUCGAAUCGGAUCCUUAGGAUUCCUGAGUGCUGGCGAUCCAAAAUUGCUCGGAAAUAUGGGUCUCAAGGACCAAGUUAUAGCCUUACGUUGGAUAAAGAAAAACAUUGAAACAUUUGGGGGAAAUCCUGAUUGUGUGACAAUUACGGGUUAUAGUGCAGGUGCUUGGAGUGUUUCCUUACACUUAGUAUCUCCAAUGUCGAGGGGCCUAUUCCACAGAGCUAUUGCAAUGAGCGGUUCUGUCACAUAUCAACAAAAACUCGGAACAAAUCAGAAAAAUCUGGCAAUUAAGCAAGCUGAUGUUCUGAAUUGUCCUUCCGAUACUGUCGAAAAUAUUGUUAGCUGUUUGAGGACUAAAUCGGCUACAGACAUCGCAAACACCUUUAAUGCAUUCGACGAGUGGUACGGUGAUCCGGUCUUGAGAUGGACACCAAUUGUUGAACCGGAAGUUCCUGGUGUUGAAAGAUUUCUCACUGCUGAGCCAAUAGAUUUGAUAAGACAAGGAAAAGUUGCACACGUUCCUUUCAUUGGAGGAGUUAAUAAGGAUGAAUUUGGGGCAACAGCAAUUCUGCCAGUAGAGGAAGCCGCAAAGGGAAAUUUCACUUUUUUUGAACAGUGGAACUCAGAUUGGGAUCACAUUGCACCCAUAAGUUUCCAAUUUGAGCGCAAUACUUCCAGAACUAACUAUAUUAGUCACGAACUCAAAAAGGCCUACUUGAACGGCACAGCCACUUUGGAAAAUAUUGACGGGAUAUCAAAUCUUUACUCGGACGCUUUAAUUUCAUUUUCUGGGCAUCGACUUGUGAAUUUGUUAGCAGCUUCAACAAAUAUGCCGGUCUUCUAUUACCAUUUUAUGUUCCAGGGAAGAUAUAGCCAUGCCACCUGGUCCGAUGGUAGGCCUUUUGGUGUUGUACAUCAUGAUGAUCUGAUGUACGUUUUCUACAUUUCCCGGUUUCCCAAAUUCGUAACGGGUGAUCCUGAAAUACCAACAGUAGAGAAAAUGACUGCAAUUUGGGAAAAUUUUGCCAGAACUGGAGAACCCAUUCCAAAGGAUAAUUUAUUAUUCAAGAAUGUUGAAUGGAAGAAAUUCACUACUCGGCAUAACCGUUAUUUAGAACUUGAUGUGGAAUUCACUUUAAAAAGUGGUUUAAUCAAUUCUGAAAGGAUGGCAGUUUGGGAUAGACUUUUCCCCUUGUCUUCAGGCAAUUAUUAAACUUGAAAUUACAAAAUUUCAAGCCAAAGCUCAAGGGUAGUGCGUUAAUUGUAAGAAUCCUGAAAUAUAUAUCUUCUUCAUUUGCUUAAAC
Belonocnema kinseyi is the source of this 2379-nucleotide messenger RNA. RefSeq names its product esterase E4-like. Bases 606 to 2288 code for a protein of 560 amino acids. The record is from RefSeq and is a predicted model, not a curated record. The transcript is spliced from 9 exons. NCBI's taxonomy places the organism in Eukaryota, Metazoa, Arthropoda, Insecta, Hymenoptera, Cynipidae.